AUGGGUUCGCGUUCGUCAUUGUACUCGCACGCCCCGCAGGGUUUGCGUGCUGGGUGUACGGUGACUUUGUUUGUCGUUGUCGUAGUCCUUGAGGAGGAAGGCGUUGAUAGUGGUCUUGGGCUCAUCGGGCACGCACAUGACCUCGAGGGUUCUUUGACCAGGUCGGCACUGCUGUUGUCGGAACGGUCGGGGGAGAAGGAAAAUUUUGACAACGACAAGGAAGGUUGGUUCUUCUCCUUGGCUGGGACAUUUGCUGUUGUUGUUGUCGCUGCUGUUGGCCCAGUGCUCUUGGCCAUUUUCAAAGGUUCAAAAGAGUGUUUGAGAGAUUGUUAUUGUGUAAGUGUGUUGUUUGGUCGUUGA
Exophiala oligosperma is the source of this 360-nucleotide messenger RNA. RefSeq lists its product as uncharacterized. The transcript has a single exon. The record is from RefSeq and is a predicted model, not a curated record. NCBI's taxonomy places the organism in Eukaryota, Fungi, Ascomycota, Eurotiomycetes, Chaetothyriales, Herpotrichiellaceae. The coding region runs from base 1 to 360 and encodes 119 amino acids.